Molecule: messenger RNA, 2156 nt
Organism: Alosa alosa (allis shad)
Lineage: Eukaryota; Metazoa; Chordata; Actinopteri; Clupeiformes; Clupeidae
Exons: 7
Coding region: 669-2039 (456 amino acids)
Source: RefSeq, a predicted model, not a curated record
UGAGCGGCGGUCAUAUUUUGUACCGCUAUGCGGUACAUCUAGGUGAUGUAGAAUCACAUGGCACUGCCUCAUGCUAGUACGAAAAAAACAUGUAGCUUUUGUCUUACUCACAAACAUGUAGCUUUUGUCUUUAGUUCUUGCAAUGUUCCUUUCCCAGGAGGACACAGUUAAAAUCCUACCGUCCAUGAGAAUGACCAGUAUUUUUUUUUUACUAUUAUUUUUUUAAAUUAAAUUAAGUUUAGAAAUAUAAUUGUCAUAGAGAUUUAAACAAGGGAAGGUUGGACAUAAAAAGGGAUUUACAUUUUUUUAUUGGAUUUAUCAGUUCAUCAAUGUAUUCUGAGACCAUGUCCAUUUCACUAUUUGUAUUUAAAUACUGCUCUACUUGUUGACCCAGCACAAAGCUUUUCACUAUUAAUUGCAUCACUUCUGGCCAGGGAAAGUCCGAUUUUGCAAUAGAGGCUGAUGGCAAAACAAGCGAUUGUGUUGGACACUCAUUGUAAAAAUCAAGGAAGUGAGACUGGCAAGAGGAUAAACGUCCGGAAAUCUUGCUCUGUUGCUUAGACAACCUCAGCCAUAUCAGUGAGACCUCAAUCACAAUCUCUCUCUCAAACACAAACAGGAAGCAGAACAGUUUUUCCAGGUAGAGCGCAGACAAAAAAUUGGAAGGAAUGUUGUUUUUUAGGAUAGCCCUUUUCAUACUGCUCCAUGGAUUUCAAGGUGGAAACAGUCUCUGGACAGUAUCCAAGGUGGCAGUGCAGAAGGGGGGUUCUAUCACUAUCCCAUGUCACUACUACAGGACGUACCGGACUAAUGUGAAGUACUGGUGCAAGGGCCGCAGUUGGGUUUUCUGUAGAGAGAUUGCCCGCACCACCUCAAAAUCCAGGACAGAGGGGGUGUUCAUUACAGACUAUCCAUCUGAGCAGGUUUUCACCUUAACAAAAACAAACCUUGAUGUGAAGGACACUGACCGCUACUGGUGUGCCAUUAAAAUGAGUGGGUUCAGCUCUCAGACUCUCAGAACGUCUCUGGAGCUUCAGGUGACUGAAGAUCCUCCAGAUUUGUUUGUGAUGGAUAACAGGGUGUCUGUUGAAGAGGGAGGCAAUGUGAGCAUCCCCUGUUUGUACCGUGACAGACUAAAGAGUGCUGAGAAGAAGUGGUGUGAGAGUGGAAAUCUCCACUCCUGUCGGUCAGCCACAUCGCCACCCGAGGAGCCAUCUGUCACAAUCUCUGAUGACGGCAGCGGAGUUUUUACGGUAACUCUGAUGAAACUGGAGAGGAAGGAUAUAGGCUGGUACUGGUGUUCUGCUGGUGACAUACAGGCCCCUGUGCAUAUUAACGUAACAGAAAAACUGGACAGAUUUCACAACAUUACAGUUACAACAUCUGGUGGGGUUUUAGCUUCCUCGUGGGCCCCAGGCGGACAAACUACCCGUGGGCCAACAUCAGAAAUCACACACCCAAUCUCCUCUGCUCUGCCAUCAUCCCAGCCCACCCAACCUCCCCAUGGCACCUCUACUGCCCCUAAGACAACAUUUCACUCUCUGCUGACACAUAAUCCACAAGGAAAGACAUCUACAACUGCAGUCACGGACACCACUUCGGGUCAAUCAACCAAAUAUGACCUGACAUCUUCUGCAGUACUGACCAGCACAGUCUCAACUACUUCAGCAAAUGGGGAGACGUCAGACACAUAUUCAGCUACAGUAACACCAACAGACGUUGCCCCAAAAUGUGCAUUUAAUAAUACGUGUUCGACUGUGCCUUUAAACACCACAGAGGAUACCACAAUCUACAAUAGGCAUCUGAUUUGGCAGUCAGCUGCGAUUGUCACGGGCAUAGUGAUGGCAGUGGUGAUUAUUGUUGGGGCCUCCUUCAAUUAUUGGUGUCAUCACAAGCGACGUCACAUCAGAAUAGAACUGGAUGACAUGACACAACAGCUUAAUAUGGAGGAGGAUUUGGAGGACGACGUUGGAAAUGACUGGCCUCGCUCGUGUCUUCUGUACCAUAGUGAAGACCCUGAAAGUGAGGGAGCACUGUAGCUGAAUACAGUCCAUCUGCCAUUCUCUUUAUUUGAGUAUGGGAUAGUGUUUGGUCUAACUUAUUUUAUCAUGAAAUGUUAUUUUGAAAAUAAAACAAUAUAUAUUUGGGCCAAUUUG